Molecule: messenger RNA, 1091 nt
Organism: Hordeum vulgare subsp. vulgare (domesticated barley)
Lineage: Eukaryota; Viridiplantae; Streptophyta; Magnoliopsida; Poales; Poaceae
Product: nuclear nucleic acid-binding protein C1D
Exons: 6
Coding region: 131-754 (207 amino acids)
Biological process (GO): maturation of 5.8S rRNA; regulation of gene expression
Cellular component (GO): nucleolus; exosome (RNase complex)
Molecular function (GO): RNA binding; DNA binding
Source: RefSeq, a predicted model, not a curated record
UCCCCAAACACGCUGAUUUGAAACCCUAAAAACACCCAAACACAAAUCGAACUCGCCUCGCAUUACUUUUUCGCCAGAAAAGAAAGGAAAGAGAGCUCGCUCCGCUCUCGCCGCCGCCUACAUCGAGACCAUGGACGGCGCCGCCCCCGUCGCGGGAGCGCCCCCGGCGGUGCCGCCCGCGGUGCUGUGCGCCGCCGAGGAGGCCCUGGCGGCCACCGAGUCCGUCGGGGACCGCCUCGCCGAGAUGCUCGCCGCGGCGGCCGAGGACCCCGACGCCGUCGCCGAGCUCCCGCCCCUGCACCGGGCGCGCGCCUUCCUAGCCGUGGCCCACGCCGCGACCUCCCUCUUCUCAGCGCGGCUGAGGUGCUCGGGGGUUAAUCCGGACGAGCACCCCAUCAGCAAGGAGAUCGAGAGGUUAAGCCUGUGGCAGGAGAAGUUAAAUCGAUUGAACGAAUGGGACAAGGCACCACUGCGCCCUUCCACCACUGUGAAUACACAAGCAGCUGCAAGGUUCAUUGGUCGUUCGUUGUCCCAUUUGACAGACGACCAGAGGAGGGGCAUGCAGGCAAUUAGUAAAGGGGAGGGGGCGGGCUGGUCUGGGAGGAAGAGGAAGUCACAGCCACUGCCAGAGAGGAAGUCUGUUCGUGCUGCUGCAGAAGAGUUCCUUGCGAAGGCUUCUCAGGAACUCAUUGGGCAUAAUGGUAGUGGCGUGAAGGGCCCUGUUAGACUUGUUCUUGAUGAAGACGAGGACUAGAUUGAUGUGUUAGUCUUAUCUCUUGUGCAGCUCUCAGGAAGCAGGAGCUCAGAAAAUCCGGCGCCGCAGGUAGUCUGGUCCUGGCGGCUGAUGAUUUUUCGAGCGUGAAGCGCGGCUGGCCUCCCGUCAGUCGUUCUCAGGAUCGGAGACGGUUAGAAGAAAAGCUGCCGUGUGGUGAGGAUCAAUCAAGUCCCGUUAGCUGUAUGUAACUUUAGAAAUGUAAUGUUAGAUUUUGCUGUCUGUUUGCUCGUUUUGAGAUGCUUGGAAGAACAAUUUACCCUACCCCUGUGCGGGUUUUGUGUGGAAGAAUAAUUUACCCCCUCUGCGGGUUUUGUUA